AUGCGGGCGAGGAGUGGACGAGAGAGAGAGAGAGGGCAGAGAAGGAGGAGAUUCAGAAGCAUCUAAUAUCAGUGUCCAGACAGAAAGUGUGUGACUCUCAUCCUCUGAACACAAUGGCUCGAUCUGCCUUUCUCAGUCUGUGUAUGGGUGUAUGGAUCACUGCUAUCAUCAUCAGCAUCAACAUGGAUGUUUCUCUUGGAGAUCAAGCAUUGGACUGCUGUUUGAAGUUCAGCUCUCAUCCCAUCCCAAAACGCAUAAUCGCCUGUUACCGUGAACAGCGCAAAGGCGAAGGCUGCCUCAUCAGUGCUGUUGUAUUCCGAACUCGAAAAGGUCGUGAUCUUUGCGCUCCCCCUGAUGCGCAAUGGGUUAGAGAGCUGAUGGAUAUGGUGGACGCGAGGCCAAUGAAGAAAUACAAGGAGACCAUCUGUCUAGGAAUGAAUGCCUAGGUUCCCACAUGGGCUGGAAGAUGCUGGUAGCUAAACAGUUAAACUGCCUAGUAGUCCUACACCGUUUCCUGGGACUGCAUCUUUUACAAUGAACUUUUUUUCUCUACGUUAUAAUGCAUCUGGAUCUUUUAUAUUGCAUUAUGUUGUUGUUGUUGUUUUUUUCUAUAAACUUUUUAAAAAUACUUUGAAGUUCUAUUAAACUGUGUCAACGUUCAAA
Molecule: messenger RNA, 663 nt
Organism: Tachysurus fulvidraco (yellow catfish)
Lineage: Eukaryota; Metazoa; Chordata; Actinopteri; Siluriformes; Bagridae
Gene: ccl19a.1
Product: chemokine (C-C motif) ligand 19a, tandem duplicate 1
Exons: 4
Coding region: 114-446 (110 amino acids)
Biological process (GO): positive regulation of GTPase activity; positive regulation of ERK1 and ERK2 cascade; neutrophil chemotaxis
Cellular component (GO): extracellular region
Molecular function (GO): chemokine activity; CCR chemokine receptor binding
Source: RefSeq, a predicted model, not a curated record